AGUUCAAUUCAAGUAUCAAGGAUCAACAAAACUCUAUUCUCUUCUAUAAUACCACCAAUCCACACACAGUUGCUUAGCUUGGCUUUUGCUUAUUCAAUGGCUUCCUACUCAAAUUUCACCAUCCCCUCUAAGAUCAGGGCUUGGGUCUAUGCCGAACGUGGGAACCCCAUCAAUGUCUUGAAGCUAGAUUCAGAUGUUAGUGUUCCUGAGAUUAAGGAAGAUCAGGUCCUUGUUAAGGUUGUUGCUGCUUCCCUAAAUCCUGUUGAUGCCAAGAGGGCUCUUGGCUUCUUUAAGGACAUCGACUCUUCGCCACCCAUUGUGCCGGGCUACGAUGUGGCCGGUGUGGUAGUGAAAAUCGGGGAUCAAGUGAAGAAGUUCAAAGUUGGGGACGAAGUGUACGGUGACAUCAAUGAGAAAGCUCUGGACCACCCAAAGCAACAUGGCACUCUGGCUGAGUACACUGCUGUGGAAGAGAGGCUGCUGGCUCUCAAGCCCAAGAACUUGAGCUUUGUCGAAGCUGCUUCACUUCCCUUGGCCAUUGAAACCGCUUACGAAGGCCUCGAGAGGGCUCACUUCUCGCCUGGAAAAUCCAUCCUCGUUUUGGGUGGCGCCGGUGGUGUCGGUAGCCUUGUGAUUCAGCUAGCCAAGGAAGUAUUUGGUGCAUCAAGAGUGGCAGCUACAUCUAGCACCGGAAAGCUGGACUUCCUGAAGAGUUUGGGAGCUGAUUUGGCCAUUGAUUACACCAAAGAGAACUUCGAAGACCUCCCGGAGAAAUUCGAUGUUGUGUAUGAUGCAGUUGGUCAAAGUGAGAGGGCAAUAAAGGCAGUGAAGGAAGGAGGAAAUGUGGUGACCAUAGCAGGGGCGGCAACUCCACCUGCUGUCCUGUUCAUUUUGACAUCGACGGGCUCAGCCUUGGAGAAACUCAAUCCCUUCCUCGAGAGCCAGAAAAUAAAGCCAGUGAUUGAUCCCAAAGGCACAUUCCCAUUUUCUCAGACUCUCGAAGCGUUCUCGUAUCUCGAGACCGGCCGAGUCAGUGGAAAGAUCGUCAUCCACCCGAUCCCAUGAAGAGAGAGAGAGAGAGAGAUUGUGGUGUUCUCUCUAAAUAUCGGACCGGGAGCACAUCCACACCCAUGUCCAUAUUGUUCCUAGUGAUAUGUUAAAUAAGCUUACUGUUCGACAAGAGGGAGGAUGUUGUUUGUGAUUACGUACAUAAAUUAUGGCAAUAAGGAUGAGUUAAACUCAAAAGUUAUCUUCUUCUUGAUGCGAAUUACUAGCGAUUGUUCUAUUAAUGUUUUCACUGAUAUUGCGAAAAUUAUGGUAACUAGGAUCUCUCUCUGCCUCCU
This is a messenger RNA of Syzygium oleosum, 1343 nucleotides long. RefSeq names its product 2-methylene-furan-3-one reductase-like. Gene Ontology annotation, biological process: pteridine-containing compound metabolic process. The record is from RefSeq and is a predicted model, not a curated record. The coding region runs from base 97 to 1065 and encodes 322 amino acids. Gene Ontology annotation, molecular function: zinc ion binding; oxidoreductase activity, acting on the CH-CH group of donors, NAD or NADP as acceptor. Lineage: Eukaryota; Viridiplantae; Streptophyta; Magnoliopsida; Myrtales; Myrtaceae. The transcript has 4 exons.